Molecule: messenger RNA, 450 nt
Organism: Closterium sp. Naga37s-1
Lineage: Eukaryota; Viridiplantae; Streptophyta; Zygnematophyceae; Desmidiales; Closteriaceae
Source: the annotation of a GenBank genome assembly
AUGGGGGGCAUGGGAUACUUAGAAGGAGGAGCGAGAGGAGAAAGAGGAGCGGGUCGAGAAGCAGGGGUUGCAGACGGCGAAAUAGGGGCACUUAGGGCAGAAAGAGCUAGUACUGCUGGUACCUUCUCUGCCGGCCCUACUGGUACCUCUCGUGUCAACCCUAUCCGUGCCCCUACUGGCGCUGCUGUCACUGCUGGUGUUGCUGGCGCUCCUGUUGAACGUGAAGUCUUGAACGUGAAGUCAUUCGCCAAUAACAACCAGCUGGCCAUAAUGCCGGACGAGCGAGUGCAGGUGCUGGAGUGGAACUGCCGCUACCUCACAGUGCUCGCAGUGGCCAACAAACGCCUCUACCAGCUGCGCCUGCAGGUGCCCGAGAGGCUCCUGGAUUCUGAACGGCCUGUGCUGCGGCAAGUCAUGGACUCUUUCCGCGUGUUCAGCGUUGCGGAGUAG